UAGCCUAUGUCUAGAUUACUUUUAGAUAGCGAAUUAAUCAUUAAGUUUCGAUUUUCGUCGAAUAUACAGAAAUAUCGCGAUGAUUUCUGGCCAGGAUACUUGCAUCAGCGUAACCAUGUGAAGCAUUAUUUUUCUCCUAAUUUGCGUCUCUGUUAAGACGUAACGAUUAAAACAUUCGCAGGCGUAAUGAAAUUGACGCUAGAAGCUUGUAACUUUUUCGUAGACGCUGAAAUUCUAGUGUUUGAUUAAUAUCCCCUUGGAACCGUAAAUUUGGAAACUGUGACAGUAUUAUAGGAACAUUGAUACGAUGAAACUAAUUCCACUUUAACAUGGAACAAUGUACCAAAAAUUAUUAUAAGCCUAGAUGUAAUUCAAUCACUAAUUCAGACAAAUAUUUUAAUACUUUUCAUCGUUACCAUUUAAUGUAUUGAACUAUACAUAUCUUCUUUUAUUUGUAUACGAAUGAAAUACGCGAGCCAUAUAGUUUAGCGAUGAUUAUUUAUCUGUUACGUAAUUAACAUUUGAUUUCAGGUUGAUUUAAAUUAGAUAGAUAAUUUAAGGAGAACUUAUGUCAAUAUAUGUAUGUAUUAAAAUAAUUAAUUCGACAUAUCUUUAUUUUCAAUGAGAAUUCUAAAAGUUUCAUUUUCUUUUAAAUAUCUGAAAAUCUUUCUUAUUAGACGAUAGAAUUUCGAUUGACUUUUUUUUCUUUGAAUUUAGAACAUAAUUAUAAUUAGAAUAAGAAUAACUAUAUUCAUAACUAUAACUUUAACCAAUAUUUUUCCAUUUAGUUUAUGCUUUGACACCAGUUGAGGUUUCGAUAAUAAAAUAUUAAUUAACAAUAAUUAUAAUUUCUCGAGUGUGACGUGUGAUAGUAGUUAUCUUUUUCAUAAUUUGAUGACAUUCGUUCUUGUCAGUAUACAUUAUACUUUAUUUUCACAAAGAUGGUGGAUGCUUUGCAGAAUUGGAGUCCUUAUGCCAAAAAAUACGAACCCUUGAAAGCAGGUAGCAUCGAUGGUACAGAUACAGAACCACAUGAUAAAGCUAUUAGUCGUGCGAUGCAAGCACAUUAUGAACCACCUCAUGGAUUAAAAUCAAAACCAGAAAGGACAUUAUUUGUCGCCAGAUUUGGUCCAAAAAUUACCAAACAUGAUUUAAAGGAGUUUUUUUCUAGAUAUGGAGAAGUUGUAUCGGCAAAAGUUAUAGUUGAUGUUGUAACUGGAUUAUCUCAAGGUUAUGGAUUUAUUGAAAUGAGAAACGAAGAUGAAGCUAGAAGAGUAAUUAGACGUUGCGUAGAUGCUACGUUAAAAGGCUAUCAAAUUUUUAUAGAUUACGAGUGUGGACGUACUUUGCAUGGGUGGAAACCAAGGAGACUUGGUGGUGGUUUUGGUGGCAAAAAGGGGUCAGGUCAACUUAGAUUUGGUGGAAGAGAUAGACCUUUUAAAAAACCAAUCGUACCUCAUAUUAUUAGGUCAAAUCCUCAUCACGAACAACAUUAUCAUUAUGAAGAACAUCAUCAGUAUCAAGAACAUCACCAUCAAGGACAUCAACGUUAUUACCAACAUUAAGAAAGUAUCCAUAAUUAAAAUCUUUUAAUAACUUUAACAUUAAAAUAUGUUGUAAUAAUGUUGUCGUGAUGUACCUGCGCUUGUUCAAAGAUUUGUUUGUAGAUUUUGUAAUUUUGACUUCAUUCUGGUAGAAAUAUUUGAAAUCUACACUUAUUUUGUGAAAUAUAUUUUAACGUAUUAUACGUUAUAAGUAAUGUAUAAAUUAAGAAGUAAAUAUCACUUACUAAAAAUAAAAUAAAUUUAAUGUCAGAAAGUUUUAACGAAGAAACAAAUGUUUAAUAUUUCUCCUGAUUAUUUUCUAAAAUAGAAUUGAAAAAUACGUAAAACAUUCUGUUUUUUUUUUCUUACUAAAUCUGUGCUAUAUCUAAACCAUUGCAAUAUAUUUCUAAUCGUUGUCUGAUGUCAUUUAAAGAAUCCUUUUUUUUCAGCAUACCAUAAAUUGUAACCGAUGCCAAAACCAUCACUGUGAAAUAUGUUGUUUUCGUUUCCAAAAAUUACAAAACAUGUUCUAGAGAGAAUAGCACUCUUUCCAAAAUAAAGCACGAACGUCCUAAAACAA
Bombus impatiens (common eastern bumble bee) is the source of this 2124-nucleotide messenger RNA. Its product is annotated as U11/U12 small nuclear ribonucleoprotein 35 kDa protein. The transcript is spliced from 5 exons. Gene Ontology annotation, cellular component: U12-type spliceosomal complex; precatalytic spliceosome. Bases 942 to 1565 code for a protein of 207 amino acids. Gene Ontology annotation, biological process: mRNA splicing, via spliceosome. NCBI's taxonomy places the organism in Eukaryota, Metazoa, Arthropoda, Insecta, Hymenoptera, Apidae. The record is from RefSeq and is a predicted model, not a curated record. Gene Ontology annotation, molecular function: mRNA binding; snRNA binding.